ACGAACAGACAGGAUGCACGAGGAGACAGUGGGGCUGAUAAAAGGAUAAAACAACCGAGAGACAUCAAGCUAGCACAGUGCAACGUCCGCGGGACAGACAUUAGCUCGUUACUAUUGUAGGAAUCUAAGAAAAACGGCCCCUGGAACGCAGAGCAAGUACAUCGGUAAUACAAAGGAGUAUAAACACAGACAGCAGCUCUGGUCAAACCAUACAACACGUACAGAUAUCUUAGAGUACAACCGCGAUCUUUUUUUUUUGUCCAACUUCUUCUCUCAACUCUGGCUGAUGUGGACUGAUUCAGAGCUGGGCCAUCAUGAUGCCAGUGAACUUUCUGGUCACUCAUUGGCUGACCAACUUAAUACCAGCAGCAUCAUGUCGGUGAACCCUCCGAGCAGCAAUGACGCCUGCCUCAGCAUCGUCCACAGCCUCAUGUGCCACCGGCAGGGCGGAGAGAACGAGGGCUUCGCUAAGCGGGCCAUCGAGAGCCUGGUGAAGAAGCUGAAGGAGAAGAAGGACGAGUUGGACUCACUCAUCACCGCCAUCACCACCAAUGGUGUCCAUCCCAGCAAGUGUGUCACCAUUCAGAGGACACUGGACGGACGGCUGCAGGUGGCAGGGAGGAAAGGUUUUCCUCACGUCAUUUAUGCACGGCUGUGGCGCUGGCCUGACCUCCACAAAAAUGAACUCAAGCAUGUCAAGUUCUGCCAAUACGCCUUUGACCUGAAGUACGACAAUGUAUGUGUCAACCCCUACCAUUAUGAGAGGGUGGUGUCACCGGGCAUCGUUGGUCUCAGCCUUCAAAAUACAGCAGCACCAGGCAGCCUGAUCAAAGAGGAAUACAUCCAUGACUGUAUACAGAUGGACCUCCCACCUGGCAUGCCUCUGUCUGAACACCAAGCGGCAAUGAAGCUUCCUCCUCCAGACCUCUAUGGGCAGCCCUUGCAUCCCCCGCAGCUGUCCUCUGAACCCCAUGGACCCCCACCUGUCACCAGAUACACUAACCUGCCGGUCUCACCCAAAGUGUCUGGCUCCGGCUCCAUGCUACCACUGCAGGGUGGUCACGGUGACAGCCGUCUCCAAACCGCAUCUCCACAGGCUCAGGUCAUGAGCUCGGCACCACGACCUCCGACCCCAACCCAACCCCCUCCUCAGCAACAGGCUGCCCAGCAACCCUCACAGUCCCCCCACCAAUCACAAUCCUCCCUACCUCCUUCUCACCCGCAUGGACAGAACGGUUACAGCAGCAAUAAACACUCUCAGAGCCAGGCUGCCUUCCACACAGUUUGGACAGGCAGCAGCACAGCCUCCUACACUCCCUUAGGACCCCAGCAGAACGGGCGUGGUCAUCAUCCAAACCACCAUUGGUCUCAGCAUCAUGGCUCAGCCUCUUUCCCUCCUUCAGUGUCCAACCAUCCAGGACCAGAGUUUUGGUGCUCUAUCUCCUACUUUGAAAUGGACGUUCAGGUGGGUGAGAUGUUCAAGGUGCCCUCCAGCUGCCCUAUAGUAACCGUGGACGGCUAUGUUGACCCGUCAGGAGGCGAUCGCUUCUGCCUCGGACAGCUGAGUAACGUCCACCGCACGGAUGCAAGUGAGAGAGCCAGGUUGCACAUAGGUAAAGGCGUGCAGCUUGAGUGUCGUGGUGAGGGCGAUGUGUGGAUGCGCUGUAUGAGCGACCAUGCUGUGUUUGUACAGAGCUACUACCUCGAUAGGGAGGCAGGCCGAGCACCAGGUGAUGCUGUGCACAAGAUCUACCCCGGAGCCUACAUCAAGGUGUUUGACCUGCGGCAGUGCCACAGACAGAUGCAGCAGCAGGCAGCGACGGCUCAGGCUGCAGCUGCUGCACAGGCAGCUGCCGUGGCAGGAAAUAUUCCCGGUCCAGGCAGCGUCGGAGGCAUUGCACCUGCAGUUAGUCUGUCUGCAGCAGCCGGGAUCGGGGUGGAUGACCUGAGGCGCCUGUGUAUCCUGCGGCUCAGCUUCGUGAAGGGCUGGGGGCCCGACUACCCCCGGCAGAGCAUCAAACACACGCCCUGCUGGGUGGAGGUCCACUUGCACCGCGCUCUGCAGCUUCUGGAUGAGGUGUUGCACACCAUGCCGUUGGCAGACCCAGGGCCUGCUAACUGAGGACCAUGACCAUGUUCAAAUUACAAUCUGGAUUCUAUGAAUGUGCACACACAGAAACACAUGUUGCCAAAUAUGCUAUCUAAUUGAUACUCAAAGCAAAUCAAAGGAAAACCUGGUGUUGAUGGUUUUUCCAAUGCUUUUCUCUAUAAUCUAAAGUCAAACACAGGGAGUUGGAGCUCUGAAGGUAAAGAUUCUGACCAACUUCUCUGUCCUAAAGACAUUUGUAUGCACUGUAGAAAUCCAGGGAUGUGUUUGAGAAAUCCAGUUCCCCUAUAUGCAAUCUGGAUUUCUUCUAAUAGUAGGAGUGUUCUGCACAUUCCUAUAUGGAAUAUACACACAGAUGUAUACAAUGUUAUCCAGGAGAGAAAAAAAACACAGAAAGAGAGCUGCAUACCUCUGGAAAUGCUGUCAGUAAAUUCACACUGAACACAAACAGCAUUACGGUUCUCUUUACAUCUUAUCAACAACAGAACUGAUGUAGAAGUAUGGAUUGAGGAAACCCGUAUUAUGUCAUCUCUGUGCUUGUGCUGCGCCCUUCACUGUAUGUUGUUCUAAACUGUUAGCAUUGAUCGCUGGUUAGCCCUCUUAUUAUUCUUAGCUCAAGCUAUAUUAUUUUUGUACCAAAAGACUUAAAAGCCAAAAACAUUUAGCUUUAAAGUAGUGUUGUUGUACUUUGUAAUGAAACAGUGCUACCCUGUAUGUAACCAAAUGGUUGGUGUAAAUCACCAAAGCCAAAAUACCUCAUAACUACAGUGCAAAGUCACAUUUAGUUUUAUGCCUAAAGCGCACACACUUUGUUCAUCACUGACAGGCUGAAGUCAAUCAAUGGAGCCCUCUGAUAGGAUUCUGACAUCAACACUCCCUAAGCUUUGUAUUUAUUUAGGUUUAAACUGUACCGUGCUGUGAUGUGCAGUAGCAGUACUAGAUAAGUUGACUGAUAUGUGAUACUGUGGAACCUUGGUUAUACCCUUCAGUGUUACAGCAGAAAGAAGUUGUAUGAUUGAUGGUGGAAAACAACCAUCAGCAGCUCCAGAGACAGAGACCUGAGUGCCGGUCUGAUCUCUGGUCCGACUGCUGAGCGGAUCAUCUCUAACAGUGUGUUCACUGCAGCAGUUUAUUUGAACUCUGGGUUGUUGUCUCCUGUACCUCCAGAGCCCUGUUCUUCAAAUGUGGCUCUACCAAUUCAGACUGUGAUUGCUGUUAUCAGGCUAAAAUAAUGCUGUCUGUUCGCAUUCCAACUCAUUCGGAUUGGAAGAAGUUUGAGGAUUGAUUUGUUGAUCCCAGAUGAAUUUAUAUUGAAUAAGUGCACUCUUAUUUUGAAAUAAAUGCUAAAUAAAUGAGUGUUUAUCAUAUAAUUGCAGGUACAUGAGGUAGGUGUGUUGCAUAGAUGUAAAACAGUGGAUGUGACAUUAGGUCAUAACUAAUGGAAUAACCGUCUGCUAUCUUACCUGGGUUAUUGUUGCAAUAGACACCAACAGGCAGCAACUGGUUGUCUGCUGUGCGGCACUAAAUUACUUUAUCAGAGGGACCAAAGAGACCAGGGAAGCUGGCAUCACUUUCCAGAUGCAAGUACAGAGUAGUUCGAAGUCAAGUUAUUGCUGAUUGCUAGCUCUCAACAGUAUUGAUCUGUUAGCUAAACGGAUAAGUUAUAAACCGCAGACAUUGCCUUAAAUUUAGCUACGCUAACAAAGCUCAAAAGUAACAUCUUGUAACGUUAAAGUUAAAAGAAAGUUAUUAAUAUUACACUAACAUUCAAGCACCUCAAUGCCAAUCAAGUGUAAAGAAAACAUAACAUGUUCAUGACAAAAGAGUGCUUUUAUUCACACCUAAAUCCCAUUUCUUAAUAUCUCAAGACUAACAUCAGCCAGCAUAUUUCGAGGCUGAGGGGUCGCACCUUAACAUUAUCUGUUGACCAAAAUUAGCUGCCUUGAAUCCUGCAAUCAAUCAUAUAUUAACAUCACUUCUAAUCAGAUUGUCCUUUCAGUAAACCAAAAAAUAUAUAUAAAAACUCCAGGUCUUGAACAGGUAAAGCAAUCCAGUCCGAAAAUAGGAGUUUUGUACUUCAGCAGUUUAAGUCAAGUUUGCAAUUUUGCAAAAUUCCUGCGAUUUUCUCUGCAUUAUCCUGAAAAGUUAAAGUCCAUAACCAUACCUUGUGAUGACAGUGAAGGACUUUUUGCAACAAGUCCCUCAGGGGUUCUACUGAAGGCUUUAGCUUUUCCCCAAAAAUGUAGUUUAUCAAGCUCUUCAACCUAUCUUCUCAUCAUCAAAACAAACGCUAGUUGACCAGGAAAAAAAUUCAAAACAGGAAGUGACUGAUGGUGAUGCCUGCCUAUAGCCCAUAGUACUGAAUCUAUUUAGCUACUCAAAGCGCCAAAAAUAUGCAUUAGAAAAACUCAACAGCAAACACUUUCCAGAAAUCAUUACCCGGUUAUUCAAGAUAUUCCACAGAAAGUGAAACUGCUUACAACAAGCUCUGUGAAUGAUCUUGAGUAACUUAAUGUAGUAAGUUAGCCAUUCAGAAUACAAACACAGCUCUUACGGAUAAAGUUUGGGCAAAAUUGAAAACAUAAAGUUGAUAUUGUUAGGAUAUAAUUCUACCAGAAUAUUUGGUUGUUGGUUCAUUCUAGACAGACACAGUUGUCGUUCGCUCAAUACUUUGAAUAAAAACUGUAUUGGUGUGUUGGUAGAAAAAUCCAAUAUAAAGACAAUCUAAGCCUGUUUCACCAUAGGUUCCAUUCACAGCAAGUUAUAAACUGGACCCAGGUAAGAUGGCCGCCAUAUUGUUCUUGGAAUUGCAAGUCAUUUGAACAUGUCGCUACUAUUUUAUAUCUAUGGUGUGUUGGGAACCCUCCCAGCAUGC
Molecule: messenger RNA, 4982 nt
Organism: Anoplopoma fimbria (sablefish)
Lineage: Eukaryota; Metazoa; Chordata; Actinopteri; Perciformes; Anoplopomatidae
Gene: smad10a
Product: SMAD family member 10a
Exons: 13
Coding region: 287-2122 (611 amino acids)
Biological process (GO): cell differentiation; regulation of transcription by RNA polymerase II; BMP signaling pathway
Cellular component (GO): heteromeric SMAD protein complex
Molecular function (GO): I-SMAD binding; DNA-binding transcription factor activity, RNA polymerase II-specific; RNA polymerase II cis-regulatory region sequence-specific DNA binding
Source: RefSeq, a predicted model, not a curated record